GACCGCCAUCCCGCAACAGAGACGCCGGAGCUGUCCGCGACCGAAUCGCCUCGAUGCACGCAGUCCGCGCCUUCUGCUGCGCAUUGCUGAUAGCCGCCAGCGCUGCCACGUCAUUCAACCGGCAAGAGCUGCCGAUGCACCGGCGCCUAGCAACGUCGAGCGUCGACCUCACCAACCACGACGGCACGCAGUACUUGGUCAACCUCGCGAUCGAAGGCAAGACGUACACCGUACAGAUUGACACUGGCUCGGCCGACCUCUGGGUCGCCUGCGACUAUGUCUCGUCCUCAGCAUGCGUAAGCCCAUGCCCGUCGACGGCUACGACCAUCACGUACGGCAGCGGCAGCGCGUGCGUCGUGCCCCAGAAAGGGUCCAUCGCGAUCGGCAGCGUCGCCUUCUCGAAUGGCGUGUACGGCAUCGCCAUGUCGAGCAGCGUUCCCACGAAUGUGAGUCAAGGCAUCUUGGGGCUGGCCUUCCCCGGCCUCUCGUCGUACGGGUCCUUCGCCAACACGUCGUGGUACGCAGUCUUCCACCUCGACAGCUUUAGCAUGUACUUGACGCCCAAAGUCGAUGCGCCGGGCUCCAAGCUUGUGCUAAACGGCGUCGACGACGCCAUGGUCGCCAAGGACAGCCUCGUCGGGUACACGAUCCCGCUCGCAACCGGCGAACAAGACUACUGGAACAUCAACGUCUCGCAGUUCCUCGUCCAAGGCGGCAGUGUCGCGUGGGACCAAAAGCCGUGCAAGAACGGCGGCUGCCUCGCCAUUGUGGACUCGGGCACGUCGUUCUUGGCCAUGCCCAAAGCCGUCUUCCAGCCCUUUGUCGCCACGUACCUCCUGCCAUACAACUGCGUCUUUCGAGGCGAGUACUACACGUGUCCCAAGACGAUCGCGCUCCCACGCCUCGCGUUUGCCUUCGGCGAGAGCGCGACGCUGUUCAACCUCAAUACGUGGGACUACGCGCUCGUCUUCUCGCCGACCGAGAUCAUUGUGCAGAUCCAAGCGUCGCCGUCCGGACGCCUCGUCGACCGCUGGAUCCUUGGCGACACCUUUCUCAAGGUCUACUACACGACGUACAAGGUGUCGGAGAAGGCGGUCGUGUUCUACUGCAAAAGCGGCAACUGCGCGGGCGGCAACAACGUCCUCGAUUUUUCAGCGGACAUGCCAACCUGGGCGCUCAUUCUGAUCAUUGCGGGAUCCUCCCUUGUCGGCCUCGGGCUUCUUGGGCUGGUCGGCUGGUGCUACUACUACCGGCGCCGCCACGGCACGUCGAAGCGACCAUGUCAGUCGGUGUGGGUUGUCGAUGACGACUCGUCGUCCGAGGAGACGGGAGCGUCCCACGCCUACGGCGCAGCCUCGAGGUAGUCGCGACCAAGGGUAUAUAAGAGAUGCAUCUCUCACCCUCUUUGAGAUGCCAAGGUAUAUACCCUUGUCGCAAUGUGUCAAAUUUCAAAAUAGACACACUAUUUCUCGU
Saprolegnia diclina VS20 is the source of this 1473-nucleotide messenger RNA. RefSeq lists its product as hypothetical. The transcript has 4 exons. Gene Ontology annotation, biological process: proteolysis. NCBI's taxonomy places the organism in Eukaryota, Oomycota, Saprolegniomycetes, Saprolegniales, Saprolegniaceae. Gene Ontology annotation, molecular function: aspartic-type endopeptidase activity. The coding region runs from base 54 to 1364 and encodes 436 amino acids. The record is from RefSeq and is a predicted model, not a curated record.